Molecule: messenger RNA, 6214 nt
Organism: Condylura cristata (star-nosed mole)
Lineage: Eukaryota; Metazoa; Chordata; Mammalia; Eulipotyphla; Talpidae
Gene: CD93
Product: CD93 molecule
Exons: 2
Coding region: 1-1947 (648 amino acids)
Molecular function (GO): calcium ion binding
Source: RefSeq, a predicted model, not a curated record
AUGGGCACCUCUGCCGACCUGCUCCUGCUGCUGCUCCUGGGCCAGUGCUGGGCGGGGGCCAGUGCCGACCCGGAGGCUGUGGUCUGCGCAGACACUGCCUGCUACACAGCCCACUGGGGCAAGCUGAGUGCGGCCGAGGCCCAGCUCCACUGCAGGAAUAACGGGGGCAACCUGGCCACGGUGAAGAGCGAGGAGGAGGCCCAGCACACGCAGCAAGCCCUGGCCCAGCUCCUGAAGCUUCUGAAGGCGCCCUUGGGCGCUCGGAUAAGUAAGUUCUGGAUUGGGCUCCAGCGGGAGAAGGGCAAGUGCUUGGAUCCCAGCCUGCAGCUGAAGGGCUUCAGCUGGGUGAGCGGCGGGGAGGACACGCUGUACACCAACUGGCACAAGGAGGUCAAGAACUCCUGCAUCUCCAAGCGCUGUGUGUCUUUGCUGCUGGAUCCUUCGUUGACACCCCAGGCCGGCCGCCUCCCCAAGUGGUCCGAGAGCCCAUGUGGGUCCCCGGGCUCUCCCGGAAGCAACAUCGAGGGCUUUGUGUGCAAGUUCAGCUUCAAAGGCAUGUGCCGGCCGCUGGCCCUGGGGGGCCCAGGCCAGGUGAACUACACCACUCCCUUCCAUGCCACCAGCUCCUCUCUGGAGGCGGUGCCCUUUGCCACCAUGGCCAAUGUGGCCUGCGGGGAAGAGGGCGAGAGCGGGCAGCAUUACUUAAUGUGCCGAGAGAAGGAGCCCGACGUGUUCGACUGGGGCAGCUCGGGACCCCUCUGUGUCAGCCCCAAGUAUGGCUGCAACUUCAACAAUGGCGGCUGCCAGCAGGACUGCUUUGAGGGGGGCGACGGCUCCUUCCGCUGUGGCUGUCGGCCAGGGUUCCGGCUUCUGGAUGACCUGGUCACCUGUGCCUCUCGGAACCCUUGCAGCUCCAACCCCUGCAGAGGCACCGCCACAUGUGUCGCUGGGUCCCAAGGAAAAGACUACACGUGCCACUGCCCCCCAGGUUAUCAGCUGGAUUCUAGCCAGCGGGACUGCGUUGAUGUGGAUGAGUGCCAGGGCAGCCCCUGCCUCCAGGAGUGUGUCAACACCCCCGGGGGCUUCCACUGUGAGUGCUGGGUGGGCUAUGAGCCCAAGGGUGGCCUUGGAGAGGAGAGUUGUCAGGACGUGAAUGAGUGUGCUGCGGACAUCUCACCCUGUGCUCAGAUCUGCACCAACACCAAGGGCUCGUUUGUCUGUUCCUGCCAGAAGGGCUACCAUCUGAUGGGGGAGAACAGAACCCAGUGUGAGGAUGUGAAUGAGUGUGCAGACCCAAAGAAGAAUCUCUGUCAAGGCAACUGCUUAAAUACUGAGGGGUCUUUCCAUUGCACCUGUGAGCCAGGCUGGGAGCUGGCCCCCGACAAUGUCUCCUGCAUCAUGGGUUCUGUGUCCGCAGGGUCAUCAACUGGGGCUUCCCAGAGCGAGGACAAAGCAGAUAGAGAGCUCAAACAUGCAUCUUUUACCACCAUGUCCAGCCUCAUCAUGAACCCCGAGGGCACAUCUAAGGUGGCCCCUACCGUGAGGAGACCUUUCCAACGCCACAGCAUACUCAUCACGCCAGUCCCACCUGAGAUGCUGACCCCCAGUAGGCCUCCUGACAUCCAGAUGGAGCUCAGCACCCACAACCCCAUGGUCAUCACCAGCCUGGAGGAGUCCACAGGUCGGGACUUCAUGGCCAAACAAAGUGAGGGCACGGAUGGGCAAAAACUGCUUUUGUUCUACAUCCUGGGCACUGUGGUGGCCAUCUUACUCUUGCUGGCUCUGGCUCAGGGGCUACUGAUCUAUCGCAAGAGGAGAGCGAGGAGAGAGGAGAUAAAGGAGAAGAAGCCCCAGAGCGCAGCAGACAGCUACUCCUGGGUUCCAGAGCGAGCUGAGGGCAGAGCCAUGGAGAAUCAGUACAGUCCGACACCUGGGACGGAUUGCUGAAGGUGAGGUGGUCCCAUUGAGCGUGGACAGUUGGCUGCCACCAACCUCAGAAUUUUACAUGCUCCGUGAGAAGGGGGACUUUCAUCCUUCCAAAAGACUGAAUUGGAAUCUUGUCAAACCAUUCUCAACCUCUCCUUGAAAGUCUGGCUUGAAAUGUGCAGGUAUUUUCUACUUGAGUCAGGUGUUCCUGAAGCGGAAACUACAGGUUGGGGUGUCAUUGUGGAGAUUUUGUAAAUAUCAAUGAUUCUCACUCGCCUUUUUCAAAUUUUAAUGUGAUUUGUUUGUUUCUUGGAUGCUGAUUUUGGGUGGGGUGCUACAGAUCAGGUGCUAAUAGGACUACUUUUGAACAGCCUCUCUGCUUACUUGAGUAAUGGGGAAAAGACCCUCUGCUCAUGUUAUCUGGGGCUGAAAUCAUUUGUUCCUCUUAGGGUAAGAGCAAAUCAAGUGUACUAUUUUAUUAUAUAAGAAGCUUUUUGGGGUGGGGAGAGUCAAGUGAGCAAAUUCAGGACUGGAAACUUUUCUUUACAUUUCAUUUCCACAUUUUCCCAUCAUGAGUCCCGCUGAGUGGUCGUUGGUGACAUCCCCCAAGUGAGCAAGUAGAAGUACAAGGAACGACUUAGGUAGCGAAGAGCCUGGGAUUUCAGAAAUCUAGUUCUCAAGAUUUGUCUUGGGUUUAUUCCCAAGUGAGGUCUGAAUAAUGUGGGGAACGUAUGAAGUGAGUUAGAAGUGGUUUUGAAAACAUGUGGUCUCAGGCUAGAGAGAGAGACCAGGGGAUUGUUUCGUAAGUACUUGAAUGUAUUCAUCCAAACAUAUUAAUGUUGACACAUAUUCGACUCUUGCUGGAGAAAAACUCAUACGGAAGGAAGUCCAGGACAACUGCACUAGCGCGUGCAGCCUCCAACCUGCUCACCUUCUCUGCGCGCUGCUCUGACUGGGUGGCCUUUCUUUGCUAGUACAUAAAAGAUGUGCUAGAGAGUUUCUCAUUCUGCUGGUUACUGAGGCAUUUGUGAGGGAGAGGGAGGAGCUUCUGAGUUUUGAAAACUGUCAUAGUAGAACGUCUUAGUAGUUCACCUUUCACCUUGCCUCCUGACAGCCUGUUCCUGGUUUGUAGCUGCAGACACAGCCCAGUUCUAAGCAGCCAGCUGCUAAGGACCUGUGGUUUCUCUCUUUUCCUGAAAAUGGGGGUAGGGAGGGAAGGAAAAGAGGAAGAGAACAUAACGGAGGUUUUUGAACAUCAAAACUACAUUAAGCAAUUUUAAUGUAUAUGCUCAUCAUUAAGUGACCCCUCUGUGCAGUAGCAAGAGGUUCCUGAUGGUUAGAGCUGUUUGCAGCUGGGAGGUGAGGUGUCUUGGAGGGUUUUCUGCUGCCACUGUGUACAGCAGCAGAGGGGAGUUUUCCACCAGGGUGUCCUCCUUUGCUUAGAAUGAGAGUACCCCAUAGUUUUGGCUUCACCCCAAAAAUGCCUUUGGCCCGUAGAUCUGUGCCCUGGGCAGGAAUUUCCACCAGGUGCAUGGCCUUCAAAGUUAAGCAAAUAUCCUUUUGCCAAGUUUGAAAAUAUAUGCAGUAGUUUUAAUUUUUUUUUUUUAGAAAGACAAUGGAAAGCUGAAGAGGAAAGAUGAGGCUAAGUGGGGCGCAGUGGGGUGUCUGGAACUUGUGUUUCUAAAGUCAGCUGGUCUUCUUCAGUUUUCAGAUGGAACACAGAUUCCUUUCUAGGAGAAAUAAGCCAUGUGGCCCAUGGCAUUCUCUUGUAUGGGAACCGAUCAUCCAGCCAUGUAAAUGAUUUUACAGACUUGGUCAAAUGUGACCAGUGUCUGUAUAUACAGGAAAUAAAUGCAAAUUCAACAAUUUUACAAUUCUUAUCCUUAUCAUUCCCGGGAAGGAGGCUUUCCUACUGUACUUCCCAUCAACCUCUCCGUGGUCCUGCGAGUCGUAAACUGGCUGAGAUCACCAGUGAGACCUUUCAUCUCAGUGUUUGGAUUUCCUACACAACCCAGUCUCGUUUUGUGAUUUCUGUUCCAAUUCCUCUGUGGUUGGGAAUAUGAAGCUUUGUUCUACACACCCAGGAGAUCUUGGAUCCCUGCAGUGGAUCCUCGUGGAGAAGGAGAUUAACAGCAAAGUUUCUCAAGAUCCCCUCAGGUAAUCAGCUCUUUCCAAAUGCAGGGAGCUCUCUCUAGAGGCCAAGGUCAAGGAAUUGAAUAGCCUCUAUUAGGGAACCUGAUGAAGUCUUGUGUCUUCAAAGGAUGCUCUAUUCUUCCAUUUUAAUGCCACUGUCAUUUUGUCUGUGGUCUGCAACUGUUUGUUUGAGGAAGCUUGGAGGCCAUAGAAGUGCAAUCCACUGUUUAUUCAGAGGGACCCCAGACUGUGACUUAGCAAGGGAAAUGGAGGGUAGAGAGUGGGGAAGGGAGCACUCUGCUUGCACCACAGACUCCUCCGACUAUGCCCUGACCUGGGGAGGUGGGGGUGGCAGGUGAUUCUGUUCUGUCCUGUCCUGUCUAACAACAGAACAAGCUGGGGCGAGAAGGAGAUAGAGAAGUUUCCACUGAGCAAUAGGCUCAAAAACAAUGGAGACUUCUGUCCAAAUACAAUUUCCCAUAGUUCAGUAAUUCUGGGAGUCGUUUGUAAAAACUGUAUUAGGGACACAAUCACACCCUCUGAACUCCCAAGGCAGUUCAUUUAAAAGGGAGGCACUUAGCCCACUAUGCCUAUUCCUGGACUUUUGGGACAAUUGCUGACCAUUUUUUGUUAUUUACUAUUUGGAGAAGCCUGUGCAGGUUGUUCCCCCAGGGAGUCUCUGGGGUGUCAAAAACCAAGGAUGGGCUAUGAUCUGAAAAUGCUUGGUAGAGGUAGUCUCAGUGAGCAUUCUCUGUGGGAUGAACGCCCUGCCCACCUGUAACCAUCUGGCACCACCUCUUGUGGCCACCCAUAAACUGAACUUGAUUUUACUGACAUGAUAACUUGACAUUCCACCUUCUUCCCCUGGCAGCUUGAAGGGGUUAAACUUACUGGGUUCUGACCUGCAGCAGAUUGCAGUGAUUGCUAAGCUUGGCAAGGCCGACUAUAGCCCUAAGUGUUAUUCAAUGAUAGACUUGCAACCUUUUGGAAAGGCUCAUUAUAGCAUCUUCUUCAACAUGUUAGGCCAAAAAGUGGAAUAAAAAUGAAGCGUAUGUGUGUGCAUGUAUAUGGACACUUUGUAGGAGGAAUGGGAUUGAAGACAAUUCUCUUGAAUACAUAGGUGCAUGUUGCUGUUCUCUUUUUAUCUUUAUCAUUAAGCUUAGUUUGAAAUUAUUUGUCCUAGAUUUUUAUCACCAAACAAGAAAAAAUAUGGACUUGGUCACUAGGUACUUUGUUACAAUCCUAUUUCCCAUAAAUAUUCCUGUGAAAACUAAGAACAGGAAUGAGAUUUGACCAAAAAUAAUUUACUAAAACUCAAAAUAACAGUUUUUUAAAGGAAAUGUAGGAAAACCUUUUCCUAUUAUUUUUUCUUCUUAGCUGCUCCAUUGUCCAAAUUAGCAAAACAGGAAAGCAUUGCUUUCUAGCAGCUGCAAAGUGUUGUAAUGUCUCGUGGAUAUUUCCAUCACCUUAAACAAUAGCUUUAGCAUGGGAAUCUGAAAUAUGAUCUCUGAAAACAUCUGUCCCUUCUUUAGCUGCAAAACUCGCUACUUAAAUUUGUCUUGUUUGUCAAUCAAAAAAGAGGAUAAUCAUCAAAAUUCUUCAUGUAUUCAAUAACCAAGUAACUUACUGCAUUCCAGGUUCCCAAAACAUUCACUGAAGUACUUUUUAAAAAAUGCAAUGUGUUUUGCUCUUUUUUGGUGAUAAUGUACAUUUAUUUUAGGAAGAAGCUCUGGAAUUCCUUUCUUGCAUUGUUUCUCUUAUCUGCAAGGUGGCAAGCAUUUCCUUUCAGCAGAUUUCUCUUGCUGUUUCUGGGGUUGCAAUUCUUUUUGCACAGUUGGCUUAAGCUUGAAUUAGAUCUCCCACAGGCCUCCCUCUGUUAGAUGCAACUGCAAAUAUCAGUGAUCACUUCAUGAACACGAACAAAAAUAAAAGUAUUUCUAAAUAUGUGCAUUUGAAAUUCGUUCCAUGCAUUUUGGAAUCGUGGGUUUUCCAUGUUUAUUUUCUUCCAAGUGUGAGUGUUUCCCAGGGUGGGGGGUGGGGGGUGGUGGUAGGAGGUUGGACUCUGAGAAACCAAGUGACAUUUCAGUCACUGUAAAGUAGUAAUGGUUUGUCAUCCUUUGUUCUUUGUGUUAUACAUCUAUCUAAUAAACUCUGA